UUUUGGACCUCGAGAAAAUGGCCAGGGACAACAAAGCUGCCUUGAAGUUUAACGGUGCUGGAUCUCAUGCUGUCCUGAAUCAGCCCAUAAUGUCACGAAACACCCCGACCGAGCAGGUCCUCUUCGCUGUUCUUCGAUCUGGUAUUUCCGUCGGGGUGCUCUUUGACACUCAACUACGUGCCUUUUCGCGUCGCACGGAUGCUGGCCAGGUGGAUACUCUCCGUGCCGUCUUUGCCAACAGUACAGCGCUCAAGAACGCAUCAGAAUACUUUUCUCGUCUGCUCUCGACCGAGUGGGCCGACAUCGAGUCGUCGGAUUCUGAAGUGGAAUAUGAUUACGAAUCGGACAGUGACCUUGAAGAUACGGAUGAUGGAGAGGAUGUCAAUGAUUAUGUUUUCGAUGAGCUUCCAUUCGCAAUGCGCAGCGCUCUGGCAGCAGAUGACGAGAAGUCCGAAUCGACGAAGUCAGCGGACGAAGAUGUGGAUGACGCUUUUACUCUAUCUAAGCUUGAUGCAACGCUCAUGACAAGCUCGACAGCUGAGGUCUCGUGCAAUAUCGCUCAGAUCACCCGAACUCUCCCUGCCGUGGCGCACAAGACUUUGGAAGCAUUCGUUUACUAUACGAUGACUGGCAAGAUUGAAUUCGCGCCUCUCAAAUCCCAGCCUCCGUCUGUACGUAGGGAGAAAGCGCAAGCUGAAAGAAAACCGUUCGAUCCUCCCUUGUGCUCGCCUAAAUCAAUGUAUCGAUUUGCUCAUAUGUGCGAGAUGGACCAGCUGAAGAACCUCGCCUUGAAAGACAUCGAAUCCAAGUUAUCCGUGGACAACAUCCUCGAGGAAUUAUUCUCGAGGCUGACAUGCAGAUAUCUUGAAUUGCAGAAAUUGGAGGUAUCAUACCUUCUCAAAAACCUCUCAGCGAACUUGAUGUCCUUCAUACCGGGUUGGAUCGCAAAAGUAGCUUCAGGAGAGUUAGGUCCAAUGGGCGGUGACGUUCUCGCUAUCUUGUUCGAGAAGCUCGCGGAGAAAGUGAUCAGUCUCAAUGAUAAACCCGCGCUCAAGUGCAGGUAUUGCUACAGCACCAAUUGCAAUCGCCGCUGCCAUAAUUGUGGACGUAACUUCUAGACGAGUAAAGACUGUACGUAUGUGAGCGUAAGCUGGUUGUGUCCUUUUCUGGCCGAAAUGUCCCAUAGAUUCGAGUGGCCCUUGUUGCGUCCAUGUUGUUGCGCUGUGCUCUGCUUUGUCGAAUGCUUUAUUUGGACAUAGCGUCCGCUGUAACCUAGUAUGUUUCGAAGUUGAAUAUUACGCC
Messenger RNA from Laetiporus sulphureus 93-53, 1302 nucleotides. RefSeq lists its product as uncharacterized. The record is from RefSeq and is a predicted model, not a curated record. Bases 18 to 1118 code for a protein of 366 amino acids. The transcript has 6 exons. NCBI's taxonomy places the organism in Eukaryota, Fungi, Basidiomycota, Agaricomycetes, Polyporales, Laetiporaceae.